This is a messenger RNA of Glycine soja, 1086 nucleotides long. RefSeq lists its product as uncharacterized. The transcript is spliced from 5 exons. Lineage: Eukaryota; Viridiplantae; Streptophyta; Magnoliopsida; Fabales; Fabaceae. The record is from RefSeq and is a predicted model, not a curated record. The coding region runs from base 268 to 753 and encodes 161 amino acids.
CAUAUUCAGUUGAGAGAAACCUAAGCUAAGGUAAAACCGUUAGUGUAACAACUAUUUCAUUUUUUCAGAACUCAGAACAAAACAAAACAAACCCCCUUCGUGUUCCUACUUGCAUUUGUAACAUAAUAACAUUUCCCAGCGUUCUUGUUCUCACUUUGGCAAAAAAGAAAAGAAAGAGGGAAAGACAUUCGAGAAUCAAUUAACACAAUCCAAAUAUAAUUAAUUAAUUAAUUAAUUAUAAGAUAAAUAACACAGAGAAAGGAGGAGAUGAGUGAGGCUGCAGCUACGACGACUUCGUCUUCCAUGAUGCGCAAUUACCCUCUCAUUUCCGCCAUCGUUGCUUUCGCCAUCGCACAAUUCAUCAAGUUUUUCACCGCCUGGUUUAAGGAAAAAAGAUGGGAUCCCAAGCAACUUGUUGGAUCUGGUGGAAUGCCUUCAUCCCAUUCGGCUACUGUCACUGCUCUUGCCGCGGCAAUCGGGUUCCAUGAAGGCUUUGGAGGACCUCUUUUUGCUACUGCUUUGGUUCUAGCUUGUAUUGUGAUGUAUGAUGCUACUGGUGUAAGAUUGCAAGCAGGACGCCAAGCAGAGCUUUUGAAUCAAAUUGUAUACGAACUUCCUGCUGAACAUCCUCUGGCUGAAAGCAGACCACUCCGGGAACUUCUUGGGCAUACUCCUCCUCAGGUCGUUGCUGGUGGCAUACUUGGACUUAUAACUGCAGGUAUUGGCUAUCUAAUAACCAUGGCUAGUAGUUGAAAUUGAGGAUUCCUAGUUGGCAUCCCCAGAGGAACCUUGUAUAGAAAUCAAAAACACCAGUCUCUGUUGGUGGCAUACUUGUUCCCUAAUUAGAGAAAGUCUGAUAUGUGCUCCUUCCUUCAGAUCUCAGACCGCAUUCACUUAACCUUAUCAUGUCAACUAUGGCGAUGAAAAAUAGAAUUGUAUUUAUUACACUUUGAUGGAAAGAAAGUAGUAGUAUUUAUUUGACUUUCAGGAUCAUUUAUUAGCCAGAGUACUUGCCUCUUCGCUUGUUUGGUUUUAUUAAUUUUGGAAUGGAUUUAUUUAUAGGCAUUACUUGAAGUCAUUUUCUUA